GAAGGCAGCGGACCGUCGACACAGAUGGAGCGAACCCCUUUAUCCGUGGCACUGUCAGCGGAGGAAAUGGACGAGGAUUGUGAACCCCAGAAGAAAAAAAUUAGAACAGAGGAUCUGCUCUCUGAUUUUGGCAAUAAACUGGAGUAUCGCCUCAGUGGGAUUCUCUGCUGCACAGUGUGUUUGGACCUGCCGAAGACGUGUUUUCAGUGUGUGAAUGGACACUUGAUGUGCGCUGGGUGUUUCAACCACCUGCUGGCAGAUGCCCGCCUGAAGGAUGAGACAGCGACCUGUCCAAACUGCCGUUGCGAGAUUACCAAGUCGUCAUGCUGCCGGAACCUGGCCGUUGAGAAGGCAGUAUCUGAGCUGCCCACAGCCUGUCAGUACUGUCAGAAGCAACUGCCCAGGACAGUUCUGGAGUGGCAUGAGAGGGAACUCUGCCAGGAAAGACCUUCCACUUGCAAGUUUUUCCGCAUCGGCUGUCCGUGGCGAGGUCCAUUUCAUGAACUGCAGGAACACGAGGAUGAAUGCAUAUACCCUGGGAAGCCUGGCAGGGAUGUGAUGGAGGCCCUGUACCUCAUGGAUGAGAAGCAACUGGCAGAAAUCAAGAGGUACGAGAACCUCUUCAGUCUCCUGUCCUUCGAGAAGGUCACCUUCAAUGAUCUGCAGUUGAGGCCAUAUCGUUCUGAUGAUUUCAUCACAAAGCUGUUCUACGAGACAAGUCGGUUUUCUGCAUUCAGUCAGCAGUGGGUGGUCAAAGCACGGGUGAACAGUGAUUCAAAGAACCCAUCUCAGAGUACCAGAAGAAGUCUGCACUUCCAGCUGGUGCUCAAGAGUAGGCUGGCCAGUCCACUCAAAGUCUACUUUGUUGUCUUGAAGGGACCAUUUGGUGACAUCCGUGUCAACCCUGCUAUCUUUGAAUUUGAGUUCAACAAUGACAAACUGGAGACAGAUUAUCAGGAACUGCCUAUUGAGGACAGUCUGGAAUGUAACAAACUUUUGGCUUCUAAAGCCAUUAAUCUUAGAUUAAUACUCUUCCAAGUUUCUCAGUGAUUGCGCUGUUCCCAUGGUGUGAGAACACUUGACUGGAAAUCACAUGAAAUGUAUACUGUUGUGCCAGAUUGUGGGAUAUGGUAUGGGAGGUGUUAAGUGACUUGUUUACAUCAUCUAACUUCUGACACCAGAGUUAUGGGAUUUUAUAUGUAUUUGUCCAUCUUCUGAUUACACGCCCACAAAUAGUAAACAUAGCCUAGGAGCCUAAUGACAUCUCCAUGGCUCAAGCCCACACUCCCUUAUGUCGCUCAAAUCAUGCCUAACCUAUUUUAAGACUGGGCUAUGAAAUGUAACAACUGUACAGAUAGUCUGUACCAACCAGGCUAGCCACCAUCAUACUACACUAAGGUUCAUGGGAGUUCUCUAUUGCUGUUUUAUUAUAGUACUGAUUGCUGUGUUGUUAGCAGUUGCCAUGAAUAUGUGACUGGUACAGUGCUGUGAUGAUGUGUGAUACAUGUAUUAAAGAAACCACAAAAACGUUGCUUGGGUAUAUUGACAUUGCAGUGAUAUCUCCACUUAGGUGUGAAAUGUAUGUACAUGUAUGUAAUCAAGUGCAGUGGAUUGGCUGUACAUAAAAGAAUGUAACCCAGAGCAUUUCAUUAGUACACAUCAUGUUUUUGUCCAACAUACACUGCGACAUAAAUCCUGCACCAUUCUGUAAUCUAUUUUAUUCUGUUUUGUAAAUAUCAGCAAUCUUGAUAGAUAACCAGUCAAAUUUCAAAUCCUUGAUAUGCCAAAAUUUAAAACUAAAAUCUGAAAAUGAGAAAAGUAGCAUUUAUUACAGCAAUUAUACUCUCAUUUUUUGUGAUGGAAACAUGCUUUUCAGUGAGCUUGAUCUUCAGGUAUUUUCAGUGAUACUCAUUUAUGAUAUGACUUCUGAGUAAAGAAACUAUUUGCCCAGGUGUAGCGAUAUCUCUUACUCAGUUAUUUGGUCUGAGUUUAUGUCAGACACUUUACAUGUAUUAAGAUCUGUGUGUUGUACAUACAUGUAUAUACCGGGCUUGUUUUCAUGCAGGCUUCAGCAGGGUACCUGCCAGGUGCUAUAUACAUCUUAAAAUACUGUUUGUUCUGUAUAUACUACAGUUAACUAUAUAUUGAGUUGUAUAGGGAUGGAUAUGUAUAGUUGAUGCCUGUCGAUUAGGUACCAUUAGAAAACUGACCUGGUUCAGUUGAAAUUUGGGAGAAAACCAAAGUGGUCUUCUUGGUAAACAUUUGCAUACAUAAGGAAUACCUAACUUCUUUGCUUUUGUGUUCUUAUUUUAAAGCGCUAUGCAGUCUAUUUAUAAAAUAACUUACAUUUUGGUAGGUUUCUUACCUGAACAUGUAAAUAUAUAUAUAUGUAUAAGUUUAAUGUAUUUUGUGCCUUUUGUACCAUUAAUUUGGCAGGCAUUUGUUGUUUUACUGCUUCAUUUAGUGAAGGAAAGUUUUUAUUGACCUUGUGGGUUUGAUGAUGACUGUUUUCGAUAUAUCAUGAAGAUUUUUAAGCAAUUGUUCAGUUGUUAGCAAAAAGAUGAUUACUGGAUCUUUAAAAAACAGUAAAAUAUUACAACCUUACCCGAGUUCUUCUUUGAAGUAUUAAGAUGUGUGUGAGUCUUUAUGGUUAAGUCAUAAGACUUUUUUUAAAUGUAAUGAGAUUGGACAGGCUUUGUCCAGAAAAGUUUUACUGAAAUUGGAAGAAGUUACAAAUAACAUAAAAUCAUAGUUAUAAAUACUGCAAGCUUAUACAUGUUUAAAAAUGUGUAGUACAGACAUGUUGGGACAUCAGUACACAUAAUCAUGAGAGAAGAAAAAAAUUGGUGAUAUGGAUCGUGAUACAACAGUUGGUCAGGAAAGUACAGAUAAUAGUCAUUGUUAAUAUAUUCAACUUUUCAUGAUUCAUUGUUUUGGUUUACUUGUUUUGUUUUUUUUUUACGACUGGUACUGCUGUUUCUGCUGAACAAACUUGACUAUUGUCACCUGAAAUGUUCCAUUGUAUACAUUUUUCAACAAAAAGGAAACGAAUGCCCUUUUGUCCUGUUUAGGAACUAACGCUACUGUUGCAUAUUCUUUUAAAGUUGUUGUUACCUAUUUGAUUUCAUCUAUUAAGUAUUGUUAGUCUUCAGAAGAUUGUCAUUAUUUUUUUUUUGUUAAGAUAAUAAUUCUGACUGCAUGUGUCCUCUACUCAACAAGUCUCAAUCCAGGAUCAGGUUGUCAUUUUAUGCCCGUUUAUUUCGCUCAUGACAUCCAGCAGUAUCCGAGGUUGACUUAGUUAUUUCUCCUAUCGGUUUGCCACACUUGUAUUAUUGCAUGAAAAUAUGAAUAAAGUAUAAACCUGAAAACAAUGAAGAUUCUGAUGAAUGUCA
Liolophura sinensis is the source of this 3392-nucleotide messenger RNA. RefSeq names its product zinc finger TRAF-type-containing protein 1-A-like. Gene Ontology annotation, molecular function: zinc ion binding. The coding region runs from base 25 to 1050 and encodes 341 amino acids. Gene Ontology annotation, cellular component: nucleus. The record is from RefSeq and is a predicted model, not a curated record. Lineage: Eukaryota; Metazoa; Mollusca; Polyplacophora; Chitonida; Chitonidae. The transcript has 4 exons.